AGAAACUUCGUGUAUAGUAUGGCAACAGUUUAACGUCGAAACCACGCUUCGGUGGUGUGUUAAGGUCAGUUAUCCGUGCGCUUUAUUUAUGUGACAGCCUAAAUAGCAAGAUGGCUGCUCCUUACGGUUUGCCACCAGGCAUGCCUGCAGGAUUUCCACCUGGUUUUCAGAUGUUUGGAGCUCGCCAGCCAAUGCCCCAGCAGCCCCCUCAACCUCCCCCAGUACCUGAUUACAUGUCGGAAGAAAAGCUACAGGAAAAGGCAAGGAAAUGGCAUCAAUUACAGACAAAGCGAUAUGCAGAAAAACGAAAGUUUGGUUUUAUAGAGGCUCAGAAAGAAGAUAUGCCACCUGAGCAUGUUAGGAAAAUCAUUCGUGACCAUGGAGACAUGACAAACCGAAAGUUCAGACAUGACAAAAGAGUUUACUUGGGAGCAUUGAAAUAUAUGCCUCAUGCUGUGUUGAAGCUGCUGGAAAAUAUGCCGAUGCCUUGGGAACAGAUACGCGAUGUAUCUGUCCUUUAUCAUAUAACAGGUGCGAUUUCCUUUGUCAAUGAAAUCCCAAGAGUGAUCGAGCCAGUCUACAUUGCACAGUGGGGAUCCAUGUGGAUUAUGAUGAGACGUGAGAAGCGUGAUCGCCGACAUUUCAAGAGAAUGCGUUUCCCUCCCUUUGAUGAUGAGGAACCGCCACUCGACUAUGCUGAUAACGUGUUAGAUGUCGAACCAUUGGAGGCCAUCCAAAUGGAACUGGAUGAGGAAGAAGAUGGUCCAGUUUAUGAAUGGUUCUAUGAUCAUAAACCACUUAGUGAAACAAAACUUGUGAAAGGCCCAAGCUACAAACAGUGGAACUUAACAUUGCCCAUCAUGUCCACACUGUACCGAUUGGCCAACCAGCUCCUGACUGAUCUCGUAGAUGACAACUACUACUACUUGUUUGAUCUCAAGUCGUUCUUCACAUCCAAAGCUUUGAACCAGGCCAUCCCCGGAGGCCCAAAGUUUGAGCCACUUGUGAAAGAUCUCAACCUUCAGGAUGAAGAUUGGAAUGAAUUUAACGACAUCAACAAGAUAAUCAUCCGACAGCAAAUCCGUACGGAAUACAGGAUUGCUUUUCCAUACCUGUAUAAUAACCUGCCCCACUUUGUUCAUCUCACAUGGUACCAUACACCAAGCGUUGUGUUCAUUAAGACUGAAGACCCUGAUCUGCCAGCCUUUUACUUUGACCCACUCAUCAACCCAGUGUCACACAGAAAUGCUGUGAAAAGCUUUGAGCCACUGCCUGAAGAUGAUGAGGAAUUUGAGCUGCCAGACUACUGCCAGCCAUUCUUGCAAGACCGCCCUCUAUACACUGACAACACAGGCAAUGGUAUUGCCUUACUCUGGGCUCCUCGUCCAUUCAACCUGCGGUCUGGAAGGCAGAAGAGAGCGAUUGAUAUACCACUAGUUAAAUCAUGGUACAAAGAACAUUGCCCAGCUGGCCAGCCAGUCAAAGUGCGUGUGUCGUAUCAGAAACUUCUGAAGUACUAUGUGUUAAAUGCCCUCAAAUCAAGACCACCAAAAUCACAGAAGAAAAGAUACUUAUUCCGGUCAUUCAAAUCAACUAAAUUCUUCCAGUCGACAACGCUAGAUUGGGUUGAGGUUGGCUUGCAGGUGUGCCGACAAGGGUACAACAUGCUGAACCUCCUUAUUCACAGAAAGAAUUUGAACUACCUUCAUUUGGACUACAACUUCAACUUGAAGCCUGUGAAGACACUAACAACCAAGGAAAGGAAGAAGUCACGUUUCGGUAAUGCGUUCCAUUUGUGCCGUGAAGUUCUUCGCUUGACCAAACUCACCAUUGAUGCCCAUGUGCAGUACAGACUUGGAAAUGUUGAUGCUUUUCAAUUGGCGGAUGGUAUUCAGUACAUCUUCGCUCAUAUCGGUCAGCUGACUGGCAUGUAUCGAUACAAGUACAAACUGAUGAGACAGAUCCGUAUGUGUAAAGAUCUGAAGCAUGUUAUCUACUACAGGUUUAACACGGGUGCAGUCGGCAAGGGUCCUGGUGUUGGCAUCUGGACUGCUGGGUGGCGUGUGUGGGUGUUUUUCAUGCGUGGUAUCACACCUUUACUAGAACGCUGGCUUGGGAAUCUACUAUCCCGUCAGUUUGAGGGCCGACAUUCCAAGGGUGUGGCCAAGACUGUUACCAAGCAACGUGUAGAAAGCCAUUUUGAUCUUGAGCUAAGAGCUUCUGUUAUGCACGAUAUUGUGGAUAUGAUGCCUGAAGGAAUUAAGCAGAACAAAGCCAGGACCAUAUUGCAGCAUCUCAGUGAAGCGUGGCGAUGCUGGAAAGCAAACAUUCCAUGGAAGGUACCUGGCCUUCCUUCUCCAAUUGAAAAUAUGAUUCUACGAUAUGUGAAAUCGAAAGCUGAUUGGUGGACGAACACAGCGCAUUACAACCGUGAGCGUAUUCGACGUGGUGCAACCGUUGACAAGACGGUUUGCAAGAAGAACCUUGGACGGCUGACACGUCUGUACCUAAAGGCAGAGCAGGAGAGGCAACACAAUUAUCUAAAGGAUGGUCCAUAUAUCACUGCAGAGGAAGCUGUAGCCAUUUACACCACAACGGUGCAUUGGUUGGAGAGUCGAAGAUUCUCCCCAAUACCAUUCCCGCCACUGUCCUACAAGCAUGACACUAAACUGCUUAUUCUUGCCCUUGAGAGGCUCAAAGAAGCCUACAGUGUGAAAAGUCGUUUGAAUCAAUCACAACGCGAGGAGCUUGGACUGAUCGAACAAGCGUACGAUAAUCCUCAUGAAGCCCUCAGUAGAAUCAAACGUCAUCUGCUCACACAGAGAGCAUUCAAGGAGGUUGGAAUUGAGUUCAUGGACUUGUACAGUCACCUUGUGCCAGUGUACGACGUUGAACCACUGGAGAAGAUCACAGAUGCGUACCUGGAUCAGUACUUGUGGUAUGAGGCUGACAAACGAAGGCUAUUCCCACCAUGGAUCAAACCAGCAGACACAGAACCACCACCACAACUUGUAUACAAAUGGUGCCAAGGUAUCAACAACCUGCAAGAUGUGUGGGAGACAUCUGAAGGCGAGUGCAAUGUUAUGAUGGAGUCUCGUUUUGAGAAGAUGUACGAGAAAAUCGACUUGACGUUACUGAACAGACUUCUGCGUCUCAUCGUGGACCACAACAUUGCUGAUUACAUGACAGCAAAGAACAAUGUUGUCAUCAAUUACAAGGACAUGAACCACACCAAUUCGUAUGGAAUAAUCCGUGGACUUCAGUUUGCGUCAUUUAUUGUCCAGUUUUAUGGUCUAGUAUUGGACCUACUCUGCCUAGGCUUGCACCGGGCAAGCGAGAUGACCGGCCCUCCACAAUGUCCAAAUGAUUUCCUUUCAUUCCAAGAUGUGGCUACAGAAACAGGGCAUCCAAUCAGACUGUACUCCAGAUACAUUGACAGAGUCCACAUAUUUUUCAGAUUUUCAGCUGAAGAAGCGCGAGACCUGAUCCAGCGUUAUCUCACAGAGCAUCCUGAUCCGAACAACGAAAACAUUGUGGGAUACAACAAUAAGAAGUGCUGGCCACGAGAUGCUAGGAUGCGUCUCAUGAAACAUGAUGUUAACUUGGGACGUGCUGUGUUCUGGGAUAUGAAGAAUCGUCUUCCCAGAUCCAUCACCACAUUUCAGUGGGAGAACAGCUUUGUGUCUGUUUACAGCAAAGACAAUCCUAACCUUCUCUUCAACAUGAGCGGCUUUGAGUGUCGUAUACUACCAAAGUGCCGCUCAACAUACGAUGAGUUUACGCACAAGGAUGGAGUGUGGAAUUUACAGAAUGAGGUUACCAAAGAACGAACUGCUCAGUGUUUCCUUCGUGUGGACAACGAAUCCAUGCAGAAGUUUCACAACAGAGUCCGACAGAUUCUUAUGGCCUCUGGAUCUACCACUUUUACAAAGAUUGUCAAUAAAUGGAACACUGCCCUCAUUGGCCUUAUGACUUAUUACCGUGAGGCCGUUGUCAACACCCAGGAGCUGUUGGAUCUGCUUGUAAAGUGCGAGAACAAGAUCCAGACGCGUAUCAAGAUUGGUCUUAACUCAAAGAUGCCUAGUCGUUUCCCGCCAGUUGUAUUUUACACACCUAAGGAGCUUGGUGGACUAGGCAUGUUAUCAAUGGGUCACGUUCUUAUCCCACAGUCAGAUCUAAGGUGGUCACAGCAGACCGAUGUUGGCAUCACUCAUUUCCGAUCCGGUAUGAGUCAUGAUGAGGAUCAGCUGAUUCCAAACUUGUAUCGCUACAUUCAACCCUGGGAAAGCGAGUUUAUCGAUUCACAGCGUGUAUGGGCUGAGUACGCUCUCAAGAGACAGGAGGCUACAGCACAGAGCAGGCGAUUGACGUUGGAAGAUCUUGAAGAUUCAUGGGACAGAGGAAUUCCCCGUAUUAACACACUCUUCCAGAAGGACAGACACACCCUAGCUUACGACAAGGGCUGGAGAGUUAGGACAGACUUCAAGCAGUACCAGGUCCUGAAGCAGAAUCCAUUCUGGUGGACCCAUCAGAGGCAUGAUGGCAAGCUGUGGAACUUAAACAAUUACCGAACAGACAUGAUCCAAGCUUUAGGUGGUGUUGAAGGGAUCCUGGAACACACCCUCUUCAAGGGCACGUAUUUUCCCACGUGGGAAGGUCUCUUCUGGGAAAAGGCUAGUGGAUUUGAGGAGUCAAUGAAAUACAAGAAACUGACCAAUGCCCAGCGAUCCGGUUUGAACCAGAUUCCAAACAGACGAUUCACUCUCUGGUGGUCACCCACCAUCAACAGAGCUAAUGUAUAUGUAGGUUUCCAGGUGCAGUUGGACUUGACUGGUAUUUUUAUGCAUGGCAAGAUUCCAACACUCAAGAUCUCCCUUAUUCAGAUCUUCAGGGCUCAUUUAUGGCAGAAGGUCCAUGAAAGUGUUGUCAUGGAUCUGUGUCAGGUGUUUGAUCAAGAAUUGGAUGCCCUUGAGAUUGAGACAGUUCAGAAGGAAACCAUCCAUCCUAGGAAGUCUUACAAGAUGAACAGUUCAUGCGCAGACAUUCUCUUGUUUGCCUCAUACAAGUGGAAUGUUUCACGACCGUCCCUGCUGGCAGAUUCUAAGGAUACAAUGGAUAGUACAACAACACAGAAAUUCUGGUUGGACAUCCAGCUGAGAUGGGGAGACUAUGACUCUCACGAUGUCGAACGUUACGCAAGAGCCAAAUUCCUUGACUACACUACAGACAACAUGAGUAUUUACCCAUCACCCACAGGUGUUUUAAUUGCAAUCGAUCUAGCAUAUAACUUGCACAGUGCUUUUGGCAACUGGUACCCAGGUUGCAAGCCUCUGAUUCAGCAAGCCAUGGGUAAAAUAAUGAAGGCUAACCCAGCCUUGUAUGUCUUGCGGGAACGUAUCCGCAAAGGCCUCCAGCUGUACUCGUCAGAGCCUACAGAACCUUACCUUUCAUCGCAGAAUUAUGGCGAGCUGUUCUCCAAUCAAAUCAUCUGGUUUGUGGAUGAUACAAAUGUGUACAGGGUGACCAUUCACAAGACUUUUGAGGGUAACUUGACCACGAAGCCUAUCAAUGGAGCUAUUUUCAUCUUCAAUCCCAGGACAGGACAGCUUUUCCUCAAGAUCAUUCAUACAUCGGUGUGGGCUGGCCAGAAACGUCUUGGACAGCUGGCCAAAUGGAAGACAGCUGAAGAGGUCGCUGCCUUAAUUCGAUCGCUGCCCGUUGAAGAACAGCCGAAACAAAUUAUUGUUACUAGAAAAGGCAUGUUGGAUCCACUUGAGGUGCAUCUGUUGGAUUUCCCAAACAUUGUGAUCAAAGGCAGUGAACUGCAGCUUCCAUUCCAGGCCUGCCUCAAAGUAGAGAAGUUUGGUGACCUCAUCCUGAAAGCUACAGAACCGCAGAUGGUCCUAUUCAACCUCUAUGAUGAUUGGUUGAAAACCAUUUCAUCUUAUACAGCAUUUUCACGUCUUAUUUUGAUAUUGCGUGCACUUCACGUCAACAAUGAUCGAACCAAGGUCAUCCUGAAGCCAGACAAGACCACAAUCACUGAACCACAUCACAUCUGGCCAACGUUAAGUGAUGAGGAAUGGAUCAAAGUAGAAGUCCAGCUGAAAGACCUCAUUCUUGCAGACUAUGGAAAGAAAAAUAAUGUGAAUGUUGCCUCCCUGACACAAUCUGAGAUCCGUGAUAUCAUCCUUGGCAUGGAGAUCUCCGCUCCCUCCCAGCAACGUCAACAGAUUGCAGAGAUUGAGAAGCAGACCAAGGAGCAGUCCCAAUUGACUGCUACUACCACAAAGACAGUAAACAAACACGGUGAUGAGAUAAUUACAUCAACAACAAGUAAUUAUGAGACCGCAACCUUCUCCUCUAAAACUGAGUGGCGUGUGCGUGCUAUUUCUGCUACCAACUUGCACUUGAGAACCAACCACAUUUACGUGUCUUCUGACGACAUCAAAGAGACUGGAUACACAUACAUCUUGCCAAAGAACGUGCUCAAGAAAUUUAUCGUCAUUUCAGAUUUACGUGCACAGAUUUCUGGUUACCUGUAUGGCGUAAGCCCACCUGACAACCCACAGGUGAAGGAGAUCCGCUGCAUCGUGAUGGUGCCACAGUGGGGAACCCACCAGACAGUGCAUUUACCAAACCAGCUGCCAUCUCACGAGUAUCUAAUGGAAAUGGAACCUUUGGGUUGGAUUCACACGCAGCCGAAUGAAAUGCCUCAGCUGUCCCCGCAGGAUGUCACCACACAAGCCAAGAUAAUGGCCGACAAUCCCUCAUGGGAUGGAGAGAAGACAAUUGUCAUCACUUGCAGUUUCACUCCAGGCUCCUGUUCCCUCACUGCCUACAAACUGACUCCAAGUGGGUUUGAAUGGGGACGUCAAAACACUGACAAAGGUAACAACCCCAAGGGCUACCUGCCUUCACAUUACGAGAAAGUACAGAUGCUUCUGUCGGAUCGCUUCCUCGGUUUCUUCAUGGUACCAGCUACAGGUUCUUGGAACUACAAUUUUAUGGGUGUUCGUCAUGAUGCUGGUAUGAGGUACGACCUGCAGCUGGCCAAUCCAAAAGAGUUCUACCAUGAGGUUCAUCGACCUUCCCACUUCCUCAACUUCAGCACAUUGGAGGACAGUGACAUGACUAGCAGUGACCGAGAAGAUCUUUACAAAUAGGUCCACGACUGUCACCUGGAACAAAAUAGAGAAUGUUACCUUAUUUUUACAUUUUGAUAACACAUAUAGUACUACUGUAUCUACAAUAUUGUUGUAAAGAUGUGUUAAAAUUGUGUGGACGCAGCAGUGUGAUCGAAGCAAUGUGGACUCAGCAGUGUGAACACAGCAAUAUGAAAGUGUAUUUACUCUUGGUAAUGCGAAAUAGAUUUAAAUGUUUAAAUUAAUGUGAAUAAGUGAUUUUGCAAGGAUUUAUUUAAUAUUAAGAACAUUUGCAAAGGCAGAAACUGUGAAAUAAUAUGAAGCUUGAGGUUAUAAAAUAUUGUGAAUCAGAAAUGGUUUUUAAAGACGGACAAUUUCUGUUUUCUGAAAGUAAUUGUUGUAAAACAGAAUGGUGGUGUGAAUGGCACCUUAUGUAAACUAGGUAAAAAUAAGUGUUGUUAAGGAAUGAUUGUUAUCCAUGAAGUGCUGUCCACACUGUCAAAUUUUAUUGUGACAUACCUAAAUAUGGUCAUGAUGACAUCACCUCAUAACCAUAAUUUUAUAGGCAUAUCAUGACUUUAUAUGGGCAAACAAAUUGAUAAUCAUUUAUAAUUUUGGCAGAACUUAAGAUUGGGGAAAAAUAUUAAUCUUGCUACUUGUAGACCAAUGAAGAUAAUUUUGGGCAAAAGAAUUAAGAAUGUUGCUAAAUAAAUUGAUUGUAGCAUAGGGCCUUAAAAAGGACUAUGUAAGUAUGCCUUCUAUUUCAUAAUAAUGUAAAUAUUCACUUUUAUUGAUAAUUCUUAAAAAUUGUUAUGUAGAUCGUCACCUGAAAUAGCUUUGGACAUUUCUUUUCUCCUGGAUUUGCAUUUGCUUAUUAUGAAUAUUAUGAAUCAUAAUUGCAUAUAGUACAAAACUGUUGAAUUUCAACAUUUAGUUUCGUUUUUUUAUUCUUAUGAAUAUCUUGUGUUGUAAAACACUUUUCUUUUUGAAUGUUUAAUGGAAACACAUUUGACUCCAGUUGAUAAUAAAUCAUAGAAAACACUAGCUCUGUCUAGAUUAUCAAUUUUUUUUUUGACAAACAACUGUUGUCUGCCCGUAUAUAGUCAUGAUGUGCCUAUAUAUGGUCAUGAUGUGAUGUCAUCAUGACCAUAUUUAGGCAUAUCACAUGUUUUUGUCAAAUAAAAUUUGAUAGUCUGCACAGGGCUUUACAGUCACAAGUGCUCCUAAAGUGUCAGAUAUAAAUUAAUGUUAUUUUGAUUACAUUAUUUCUGUUUUUAAACCAGUCAUUUAGUCAUUCUUUGUAUAUUUCCUUGAAGCAUUAAAAAUAAGCUCACUUUUAUAUCAUG
This is a messenger RNA of Anneissia japonica, 8491 nucleotides long. RefSeq names its product pre-mRNA-processing-splicing factor 8. The coding region runs from base 111 to 7166 and encodes 2351 amino acids. Gene Ontology annotation, biological process: mRNA splicing, via spliceosome; spliceosomal tri-snRNP complex assembly. Gene Ontology annotation, cellular component: catalytic step 2 spliceosome; U5 snRNP. NCBI's taxonomy places the organism in Eukaryota, Metazoa, Echinodermata, Crinoidea, Comatulida, Comatulidae. The transcript is spliced from 43 exons. The record is from RefSeq and is a predicted model, not a curated record. Gene Ontology annotation, molecular function: U1 snRNA binding; pre-mRNA intronic binding; metallopeptidase activity.